CUUCACCAAGCGAGGUCGCUGUUACUGAAGCUUCUAGUAAUUAACCCAUUUUCAAAACAACAGGUUCAGUGCUUCACCACAGCUUCAUUUGCUAUCACUAGUAGCUAGCGUAGCAUUGUGGCGAAAGUCGUGUGUGGUUAUUUGUAGAAAUAAACGAAUUACAACAACAAUUGAAAAUGGAUACACUGAAAGCUGAGAUCCUAAGGAAAAGAAAACUCAUCGAAGACAAACAGCUUGUUGACGGCUCCAAAAAAUUCUUCAAAAGGUCUGAUCUUGCACGCAUGGAACAAGAAGAAUACUUCAUAAGAUGUGGAUACAAGGUACAGAGAGAGACUCCUGACAGCCAGAUUGAUAAGAAAGAUGAUAAUGAGCCAUCCACCUCAGCUAAUCCAGUGUUAGAACUGGAGCUAACAGAAGAGAAGCUGCCAAUGACACUGUCGCGACAGGAAGUAAUUCGCCGGCUUAGGGAACGAGGGGAACCAGUUCGACUGUUUGGCGAGUCCGAUUAUGAUGCCUUCCAGAGACUAAGGAAGAUUGAGAUUCUGACCCCAGAAGUAAACAAGGGCUUGAGGAAUGACCUAAAAGCAGCCAUGGACAAGAUUGACCAGCAGUACCUAAAUGAGAUUGUUGGAGGAACAGAGCCAGGAGAAGUGGACACACAGCACGACCUGAAAGUGCACGAAGAAAACACCACUAUAGAAGAGUUAGAGGUUCUUGGUAAAACCCUGGGCACAGGAGAUGAUGAUAGAGACCAGGAGCUUAUUGACAAGUUUUUGAGGUUUCUUCUUGGUGUUUGGGCCAAAGAUCUGAACAGCCGAGAGGACCACGUGAAGCGAAGCGUUCAGGGCAAGCUGGCCAGCGCAACUCAUUCACAGACUGAGUCUUACCUCAAACCUCUCUUCAGGAAGCUCAGGAAGAAGAGUUUACCAGCUGACAUCAAAGAGUCGAUCACGGACAUAAUUAAAUUCAUGUUGGAGAGAGAAUAUGUCAAGGCAAAUGAUGCCUACUUGCAGAUGGCCAUCGGUAAUGCUCCCUGGCCUAUCGGUGUGACCAUGGUGGGUAUCCAUGCUCGUACUGGGCGAGAAAAGAUCUUCUCCAAGCAUGUGGCCCAUGUUCUCAACGAUGAGACACAGAGGAAAUACAUCCAGGGACUGAAGAGGCUAAUGACUAUCUGUCAGAAACACUUCACGACUGUGCCAUCAAAGUGUGUGGAGUACAAUGCUCUUUAACUUGUGACUUCAACUUAAUUUAGGCUAAAACUGUCAGGUCAGCUGUAUCGCAAUCCAAAAUGGGAUUUUUUUCACAGCAGCUCAAUGAUAGGUUCUGGCAUGACUGACGUACAUCAGGGGCCUUCAAGUACGUCUGCAGUUUGUCGGGCAUAACAAAAAUCAUUAUUUAAACAGAAUUUGGGUGAGUCAGGCCUUUUGUAUGCUGUCAGAAUUGUGCUAACGUAUAAGGGAAAUUUAGAUAAUUUAAAUUUAGGUGGAGAAAACUCAACAAGCCUUGAAUCCUAUUAGACUUGUCUUUGUAAACUACUGGGAAAACUGAUACAACUGUCAUGCCAAUAAUAGUCCCAUGACUUCAGUGCUAUUUAAGAAUUUUUU
This is a messenger RNA of Etheostoma cragini (Arkansas darter), 1604 nucleotides long. It is a transcript of the gene prpf18, whose product is annotated as PRP18 pre-mRNA processing factor 18 homolog (yeast). Lineage: Eukaryota; Metazoa; Chordata; Actinopteri; Perciformes; Percidae. Gene Ontology annotation, biological process: generation of catalytic spliceosome for second transesterification step; RNA splicing. The record is from RefSeq and is a predicted model, not a curated record. Gene Ontology annotation, cellular component: U5 snRNP; U4/U6 x U5 tri-snRNP complex; U2-type post-spliceosomal complex. The transcript has 11 exons. The coding region runs from base 177 to 1229 and encodes 350 amino acids.